Messenger RNA from Molossus molossus (Pallas's mastiff bat), 3125 nucleotides. It is a transcript of the gene LIN9, whose product is annotated as lin-9 DREAM MuvB core complex component. NCBI's taxonomy places the organism in Eukaryota, Metazoa, Chordata, Mammalia, Chiroptera, Molossidae. Gene Ontology annotation, biological process: DNA-templated transcription; regulation of cell cycle; regulation of transcription by RNA polymerase II. Bases 256 to 1779 code for a protein of 507 amino acids. Gene Ontology annotation, molecular function: DNA binding. Gene Ontology annotation, cellular component: transcription repressor complex; nucleoplasm. The transcript is spliced from 16 exons. The record is from RefSeq and is a predicted model, not a curated record.
AGGGAAGUUUAUCUAACACAUGGAAUGAAAAGUUCAGUUCUUUACAAAAAACACCUGUUUGGAAAGGCAGAAAUACAGGCUCUGCUGUGGAAAUGUGAUUGGACCCGCAGCCUUGGCAUAUUGGGAAGACACUCAAGCCAACUGAGCUACCCCACCAGGGCAAGCAUUUAAGUCUUUAAAUGCCAUUGAACAGUAUAUGAUCAUAUAUAGGUAUGACGCUCUGUCUUGAAUAGUAGAAAAAGGAUUUGAAAAACGAUGCAGCCUUUCAGAAAUUCAAAACGAAGUCGACUCUUUUCUGAUGAAGAUGACAGACAAAUAAAUACAAGAUCACCUAAAAGAAACCAGAGAGUUGCAAUGGUUCCACAGAUUGUUUUGGAUAAUAUGGACAUUUUAACAACACAAGGUGAAGCAAAAAAAUUUACAGCAACAAUGUCAACACCAGAUAAGAAAGCCUCACAGAAGAUUGGUUUUCGAUUACGUAACCUACUCAAGCUUCCCAAAGCACAUAAAUGGUGCAUAUAUGAAUGGUUCUACUCAAAUAUAGAUAAACCACUCUUUGAAGGUGAUAAUGAUUUCUGUGUAUGUCUAAAGGAAUCUUUCCCUAAUUUGAAAACAAGAAAAUUAACAAGAGUAGAAUGGGGAAAAAUCAGGCGGCUUAUGGGAAAACCACGGAGAUGUUCUUCUGCAUUUUUUGAGGAAGAGAGAUCAGCAUUAAAACAGAAACGGCAGAAAAUCCGGCUCUUACAACAAAGGAAAGUUGCAGAUCUUUCACAAUUCAAAGAUCUCCCAGAUGAGAUUCCUUUGCCCCUGGUUAUUGGCACCAAAGUUACAGCACGAUUACGUGGUGUUCAUGAUGGUCUGUUCACUGGACAAAUAGAGGCUGUGGAUACUUAUAAUGCUACUUAUAGAGUAACUUUUGAUAGAGCAGGGCUUGGAACCCAUACUAUCCCUGACUAUGAAGUUCUUAGUAAUGAGCCUCAUGAGACAAUGCCAAUUGCUGCCUUUGGACAGAAACAGCGGCCUUCUCGAUUUUUUAUGACUCCACCACGGUUACAUUAUCCUCCUCUUCUCCCAGCACCGACUACGGAUAAUGAUCCUUUAUUAGGACAGUCACCUUGGAGAAGUAAGAUUUCAGGCUCCGACACUGAAACAUUAGGUGGUUUUCCAGUAGAAUUCCUUAUUCAAGUGACCAGAUUAUCAAAAAUUCUCAUGAUUAAAAAGGAACAUAUCAAGAAAUUAAGGGAAAUGAACACAGAGGCAGAAAAAUUGAAAUCAUAUUCCAUGCCCAUUGGCAUUGAAUUUCAACGGGGGUAUGCAACAAUUGUUCUAGAGCUUGAACAGCUGAACAAGGACCUAAACAAAGUUUUGCAUAAAGUUCAGCAGUACUGCUAUGAGCUUGCUCCAGACCAGGGGCUCCAGCCUGCAGAUCAGCCUACAGAUAUGAGACGAAGGUGUGAGGAAGAAGCACAGGAAAUCGUUCGGCACGCAAAUUCCUCAACAGGACAGCCCUGUGUUGAAAAUAAAAAUCUGACAGACCUUAUCUCAAGGCUUACAGCUAUUUUAUUGCAAAUUAAGUGUCUAGCAGAAGGAGGAGACCUGAAUUCCUUCGAAUUCAAAUCACUUACAGAUUCAUUGAAUGAUAUCAAGAGUACAAUAGAUGCUUCUAACAUCAGUUGCUUUCAGAAUAAUGUAGAAAUCCAUGUUGCACAUAUUCAGAGCGGCCUGAGCCAGAUGGGAAACUUACAUGCCUUUGCAGCAAACAACACCAACAGAGACUGAGUAGAAGAUUUAGUUAUUCCAGCUGCAUAGGACAUUAUUUUCAAGAAAUUCUUUUCCUUUAUAUAGGCUUCCAACACCAAAUAACCUAACUGCUUGGAAACAAGGGAAAUUUAAAUUUCCAAAUAAGGCAUUUUAAUAUACUGUACUGCUUCUUAAACCAGCAUUGCUGACCAUCAUUAUAUUUAUUUUUCUUUUAUUAUUCAGCUGCAGUAUCAUUGCUUGUGUUACAUGUUUAUUAGCAAGUAGUUUUUAAACUAAAGAUGUCUGAACAUAAUUUCAUGGAGGAAUACAUUGACCAUUUUUUUAAUGUGCAUGAAUUCAGCCCUACACAUGCAGACAACUGUAGUGGAGAACACGAAGACACAGUCUUUUUGUGCACAUGCCUGGCAAUAUGGAAAUUCCAUCUAGAAAACGACAGCUCCAGUUCAUUUAGUUGAUCACCAUCUCAGUCUUCAAAAAAACACCAUGAAAUAUGGGAAGUCCUAGUUUGAAGGAAGGCACUGGAAUAUAGAUGGGAAAUAUGGACUGUACAAGUAUAUAUAGUAUAUACUUGCAAUGUGACAUGGUUCUGUAGAUCAUUUUAUAAUAAAUAUUUUAAUUUAUCAUAAUUUAUAAAAGAAACUUUUGUUUGUCUGUUGAAAAAAAAUGAAGGAGCAGGAAAAAAAAACUUACUUGCAAAAUGCUGAGUUUCAGCGAGUGGAUUUGGCUUGUCUUUUCCCGUCAAUUCAGGGCAAAAAGUGCUAUUGUUAUGAGAUUUAUUAAAAAAGAAAAGACUGAUAACACACUAUUUUCAUAUUUUUUUGUUUAUUUGCACAACUUGUGAACCAGGUUACUGGUUAAAACUCAACAGUAUACCAUUUGUAAAGUAAAAAGUUUUUAUAAAGAAAACAUAUAAUAACCAGUGCUGUGAAAUACAGAAAAAAAGUUUGUAUUUGGUUGUGGUUUUGUUUUUCUGUUUUGUUUUUUAAGGAAAAUCCUGCCUAAAAUAUUAAUCUUGUAAAAAAUGUGUAUUUGGAAUUCUCUUUGUUUUAAUAUAGAAUAUUAUAAAGUCAAAAUAUAAUAAAUUGUUUUCAGAUUUGGAAUUUAAGAUAUAGCUGUAGAAGUGGCUUUAAUUCUUUUAGAUGUCUCAUAAAAUGAGACUUUUUAUAUGUUAAUGUAUAAUAAAACUGAAACAAGAUUAUUUUCCAUUUGAAAUUUUUGUAUAGUUUAAAAAUGCUUCCAUAUUCUGUGCCCCUGCAGAACUUUAGUGCAGAGUUUAUAUUUAGCUCAACUGUUAUGUUAAUUAAGAAAAGCAUAAAUCUUUUAUUCUUAAUAUUUGUAAUUCUAAAUAAAUUGAUCUAUGAAAA